Molecule: messenger RNA, 1287 nt
Organism: Actinia tenebrosa (Australian red waratah sea anemone)
Lineage: Eukaryota; Metazoa; Cnidaria; Anthozoa; Actiniaria; Actiniidae
Source: RefSeq, a predicted model, not a curated record
UGAACUUGAUUCCUAAUGUUCUGCAUUUAUAUUCAUAACAGUUCUUGGAAAUUUUUUAAAUGAUUUAAGCAACCAGUGACUACAGUCUUAAAGACGCGUGCGAAUUCGCAUGAAAAAUUCGGAACUUAAAGUCAACAAAGAACGAAGACAUCAAUUUUAGACCCGUCACAGAAGACAAUUUUUUACGAUUAUAAAAGCAAUCCUAAGGACGAUAAAGGUUCAUAACAGUUCUGACGCCCAAGCUAACGUGAGAAAAUCGCAUAUACUACCUGAAGAAGUCCCCAAAUGGCAGUUCCUUUUAUAGGUGGUGUAAUGGUUGGUGGAUUGUGGGUAUGGAAGUACUUUAGAGGUGAAAACGAUGGUGAUGAUCCUCCUCCUACUCCUACACCAGUAACGACUUGGACGACACAAGAAACAUACGAAGYGACAGCAUCAGCCUUUUCUGUCAUCACUGGUGUAAAGAUCAUAAGCCAAAAGAAUGUACAAAAGCUGCUUGAACAAGGCAAGGAGGUGAAAGCACUCGAAAUCAAGGAUGUCUUCUACGGUCACCUCAGCUCUUCCAAGACACAAGCCGACGAUGAAGAACAACUUUAUUAUAUCCCGGAUUCUGCUUACGAUCCACAGUACGACUAUGACUUUACUAACUACAAGGAAGAUGACACUAACUGUUCCAGAGGAGACUAUCCAUACAAGAGACCAGCUGGAUGGAACAGAAAGGCUGUAUAUUUAGGAUUAUGGAAUAGUGACUUUAGUGGAAUAUUUAGGAUUUGUCUUCGCAAAACAAUCAAUACGACGUGAGUUAUCCUUUUCAUAUGGAGUAGACUUGUAGAGACUAGAAAAAGAAACUCACUAGAGAAUGAACUUGAAGAAUAUUUAGGAUUUGUCUUCGUCAAUCGAUACGAAGUGGAUUUUCAUUUUCAUAUUUUAAGACUUUUGUAGAGACUAAGAAAAGAAACUAAAGUAACUGAUUUCUCCUUAGCUGCAUGAUAAUUUAAAUAUGUAGUCAAGAUUUUCUCUUAGAAUCGACUCCUGCCUACAGCCAAUCGACUGGAAAUAAGAUUUACUUUGAACACUCGAUGUAUUUGAACCAAACAAUGCUUCAUUUUAGAGGGUUUAAAAUAGUAGAAGUUUUACUGUAAUAAAAUCACCUCGGUUAGCCAGAAAAAGACAGCAACAAAAAACACAACUUAGAAGCAGAAACUGUAAUAUCUAAGAUAACUUGAAUCGCUUUGGUAGAGAUUCUAUAAGAAAGUUUUGGAAAAUGCACUAAAAGUCUGUUUUACGGGA